UCUCCGCAACUUUAUACCAUACCUAACCUAACCCUAAAAAUGUUGUGUUUCGGUGUUGAUUCGCUAUUUAUUCCGUUCGUUGUCAACAGAUCCUGUUUCAUAUAUUUUUAGACGGUCUUUUAUCGUUUGAAUUAAUUAAUUCCCAUCGGCACAAUUUGUUUGGACUCAUUUUUUGUAUAUAUAAGGACCGGCUGACAUUUUUGCAAGUAUAUACGUUUGUGUAACUGUUCUUAUUGGUUGUGAGUGAAUAAGUUUCUUGUGACUUUAAAUAUGAAAUUCAACGCGGCACUAAUCUUCGCAGCUGUGAUCGGCCUAGCAACGGCUGCUCCAAAACCCUGCCUGCGCUGCUCUUACGGACGGGGCCACUCCAUCGUCUCCUCUCCAGUCUACUCCUCUUCUGUCAUCUCCUCUCCUGUUUACUCUUCUUACUCGCACGCUGCACCGGUGUACACUGCUCCUCUAGUCCAUGAGACUGUGGCAGCUCCCAUCGUUUCUCAUGCUACUCCUAGAGUGCUCAACUCUUACACGACGUACUCAGUGGGCACUCCGCAGUACAUCCCUGAGAAGACAACUGUAAUCAAGACGACAGUACAGAAGAAUAUCGUGAAAGUUCCUGUUGAGUACACUUACGAGUAUGAACAACCAAGCCACACCGCAGAAGUCUACCACCACGCCCCGGUUUCUACCAAUUACGUCAGCAGUCCAGCCAUUUCUACCAACUACAUUAGUCCUGCUGCGUCAUACGUCAGCGGUCCCUCCAUUUCUACUGAUUACGUCAGUCCUGCUGCGUCGUACGUCAGCAGCCCAGCUGUGUACAGCGCACCAGCAUCUUACAGCAAAUCCUACAGCGCAUCCCACUCCCAUUCCCAUGUGCACGCGCACGAAAACUACGUCGGUGGAUCAUGGAAGUAAACUAGUGUGUAACAAG
This is a messenger RNA of Pectinophora gossypiella (pink bollworm), 928 nucleotides long. RefSeq lists its product as uncharacterized. NCBI's taxonomy places the organism in Eukaryota, Metazoa, Arthropoda, Insecta, Lepidoptera, Gelechiidae. The coding region runs from base 271 to 912 and encodes 213 amino acids. The transcript is spliced from 4 exons. The record is from RefSeq and is a predicted model, not a curated record.